Oncorhynchus nerka (sockeye salmon) is the source of this 3237-nucleotide messenger RNA. RefSeq names its product matrin-3-like. The transcript is spliced from 16 exons. The record is from RefSeq and is a predicted model, not a curated record. Bases 289 to 2676 code for a protein of 795 amino acids. NCBI's taxonomy places the organism in Eukaryota, Metazoa, Chordata, Actinopteri, Salmoniformes, Salmonidae. Gene Ontology annotation, cellular component: nucleus. Gene Ontology annotation, molecular function: RNA binding; zinc ion binding.
CAUGUGACCAGGGCGCAUCCUCUCUGCGACUCUCGUUUAUAGAGCUUCAACGCCGUGUGAGCCCACCCUGCGCAGAAAUAUUCCAUCAGAUGAAGAGGAGAGUUUUCCUUUUUCCUCAUCCACGUUGACUUGUUGCCACGUCGUUGUCAGUUUUUGAAUUGACCGAAUCUUCUCUUCGUUCAAAGACUUCUAAAUUGGCCCUCGCUUUAACUGCUUCCUUAUUCUGUUUGUGCUGUGUAAUCUCACAUUGAGUUAGUUUAGAGCUCGUCAGCCAUUUUGAGGAUUGCCAUGUCCCAGAAGAUUCCAUCUGAUAGCUCUCAGAAAGGCUUUGCUGUGGGACGCGGGCUUCUGGCUGCUGCUGAGACCCUCAACUUCAGCAUGAAUGAACAGCGUUCAGACAGUCUCCAUCAUGGCUCAACCGCCAGACAGUUGCACGGCAUGUCCUCGGGUAUGGGUGGUGGUGAGUGUGACCCGCAGCUGUCCCGUCGUGGUGGCGGCAGCAGUCACAUUGGCAACUCCAUAAAGCUGUUUUCCAGCUUGGGCCUGUCGCCCGCUGACCUGGACGUGCUGGCACAGAUCCCAGAAGACAACAUUAGUGUGGAGACCUUGCCUCACCUUAUAAUGCAGCUUAAGAACCGGAAGGUGGAUUCUGACAGACGCAUGGCAGGCAACUCUAGAGGGGACCUGUCCGGGCUCUCCUCUGAGCCCUCAUACAGAGCCAGCAGAGACGACUGGGAUGACAUGCGUGUUGGCAAACUGGGUGGUUCCAUGGGGCAAGCUUCGGCCCACGCUCAGCAAGGAGACUUGGGCUACAAUUCCAUCCAAGACACUUCAGCUGGAAGGUACGAACUCGACUAUGGCCACGGCAGUGGCGGAAGAGAUCCAGGGUGGUAUUCAGAUCUUUCCCGUGAUGGAUUACGCCAUACAGAAAACCAGCGGCUCCUCUUGCAAAUGUACCCAGAAUGGGAUCCACACAUGGCCACAAGCAGAAGCGGUGGGUCUCAUCUACUGGAGACCACCAAUCAAUCAGCCGGUCUUCUGGGACCAAUCCCCAUGGCUGAAAGGCAGCAGGCUGGAGGAGGGCGCAUGAGCUCCGGUUGGGGUGGUGGUGCUGGAUCUAAUGUUGGAUCAGGCAAGCCACAUCAACACUCUAUGGCACUUAAACAGAUCAGAAGCAAAGUCGUGGUGGCCAAAUAUGACAGGAGUCCUCUGUCUAACAAAGCCCUGUUCGCCCUGGUUGAACCUUUUGGAACUCUCUGUGAACACCUGGUACUGAAGAACAAGGCCUUUUUAGAAAUGGAGACUCAUAAGGAAGCUAGGGAUGUGGUGAGCUACUACCAGCAGAACCCAGCGCUGUUGCAUGGGAAACAAAUCACUUGUUAUCUGUCCAAGGAACUCAUGGUGAUUCAGGAGGAGGGCAGCAUGGAACAGGACUUCCCAGAGAACAUGGAUGACUUUGUGACUCUGGAUGAGCUGGCAGAGGACGAGGACUUGGAGAGACAGGACUCCUCAUCCAAAGUAAAGUACUCCUCUUCAGGAAGCUCUAAGAAAAUUGGGGGAUUGAGAGUGGUCAACGUUGUGGGAUUUAAACGAGCCUAUGGUUUUCUGAACAAGAUCUUGGCCCUGGCCAAACCCUUCGGUACUGUAGUUCAGCACCUGGUGCUUGACGUGAGACCUGAGGCCUUUCUGCAACUCAAUUCGGAAGAAGAGGCCAAAGCAAUGGUCAAUUUCUACAGUGGGAAUGUAACACCGACUGUGUGUGGGAAGUCUGUGAAAAUCUACCAUUCACAGACAUACGCUACCAUUCAGAGUGGGAGAGUGGUAUACGUGGGUCAGAUUCCCCACUUCAAAUCCUCAGAUGCCUCUCUUCUGAAAAUUGCUGAACCGUUCGGCAAAGUGAGACGCUAUUUCCUGAACAGAUCUCGCAAUGAGUGUUUCAUUGAGAUGGAACGUGGAGAGGACGCUGAGAGAAUGUCUGAGACCUACAAGGACACGCCCCCUAAAUUCGAAGGCAAGCGGCUAACGGUGUACGUGAACAGGAAGUUCAAACAGCUCAAAUACGGACACCGACCACCUGCCCCUGACUCUGAGGAGAAGAAGAGGUCGUCGAAGAGGGAGCGAUCAGGCAGUGAAACGAGCUCCCACAGGAGCUCCGCAGCCAAAAGCUCAGCCAAACAGGAUGAAGAACCUCCAGUCAAGAAGUCCAGAGAGGAGAUGGUGGAGACGCCCACUGAGCAGAGUGAGGUAGAGGUUAGGAAGGAGGAGGAGGUACAGGGAGAGCACGAGCACGGUCAACCCUCUGAGACCUCAGCUGUACACAAGAUUGACACUGACAUGAACAUCAAAAUGGAGGAAAACGAGACGGCCAUUUCCAUAGUGAGUGUGAGGAGCGUUGAGGAGAAUGGAGAGACUGCCAGCACACCAUCCCAGGCUGAGGGGAAGCUUUCAUCAACCAGCCCGGUUCCUCUGGGGCCUUAUGAGUCUAACAACCCAGUGGGUGUUGAAUAUGUGAAGAUGGGGUACUACUGUAGAGUCUGUUUCCUGUUCUAUUCCAAUGAGGAGACGGCCAAGAAGGUUCACUGUAGCAGUCAAUCUCACUACCAAAAACUCAAGAAACAUCUGGAAAAGGAGAAGGCCAAAGCUCAAAGUACCACAGGGACGAAGACUCCUGUUUAGGAAUGAUGACAAGUGUUGGAAAUGUUUACGCUUGGAUAGAGUUCGUUUGUAACGCAAGAGUGGAUGUUUCAGCUAUUUUUUUUUUUUUUGUCUUUUCUUUUUUUAAAGCUUUCAUGUUUAGUCAUACAGUCUUGUAACUCUUUAUUUUAACCAAUGUACUGUACCAGGAGGAACCAACCAUAAAUGGGUCUGGAGAAUGUAGGGAGUUUUGUAUGCCUGGUUUUGUUUUUAAUAUUUUCUGAUAACUCGUCUUGCUAAAUUUGUUAAGUGCAAGACACAUUUUUGAUUUGUGUUGAAGUCAUAGGACGACAUCCCUCUCAGAUGCUGGUCUUUUGAUUGGUUCCCCGACUGUUGUGAUGCAGAGACAAGAAAUAACGUAAACCAAUUAUAUUAGGGCAAGUGUCUAAAGAAAGGAGUUUGGUUGAUCAUUUUUAAUAAAUGCCUCCCAUGCAGAUGUUCAGAUAAUUGCAUUGCUUGGAUGUAUAAUGAACAAAAAUAUAAAUUCAACAUGUAAUGUGUUCCCACGUUUCAUGAGUUGAAAUAAAAGAUCCCAGAAAAGUU